Molecule: messenger RNA, 6816 nt
Organism: Xiphophorus maculatus (southern platyfish)
Lineage: Eukaryota; Metazoa; Chordata; Actinopteri; Cyprinodontiformes; Poeciliidae
Gene: pde4d
Product: phosphodiesterase 4D
Exons: 15
Coding region: 726-3044 (772 amino acids)
Biological process (GO): signal transduction
Cellular component (GO): perinuclear region of cytoplasm; cytosol; nucleus
Molecular function (GO): 3',5'-cyclic-AMP phosphodiesterase activity
Source: RefSeq, a predicted model, not a curated record
ACUGGCUGCAGUAAGCAGUCAUUCUCUCAGUGAAGGGAGAGAAGGGAGGGAAAGAGAAAUUGCUUUGACUGAACGGACCAGAACUCUGCUGACCUAACUGGACUGGGUCAUACUGGGAUGUGUUUUUUCCUUUCCUGUUGUUUUUUCUUUCCUGUUUAAGGCAUGUGUUUCUAUUGAAUUUUGCCAGACAGCUCUGGGCUCAAAUAGACUGAAUUAGCAAAGUUCAACUCUUUCUGGGCUUUAUGUUGUUGGAUUGGGAGGAGUUCUCCUGCAGGUCUGGAGGAUAAAGAGCUGGACAUGGAAUUCCCUUCUUUUUUGCAUCCCACCCUUUCUCUCAGUUUUUUUUCAUCAUGCGUUCAUCUUCUCUCUUACACUUUCACUGCAGACAUCCAGUGUUGAGCAGACAAAGGCAGCUGGCUUCUGUGCUUCUUUUUUGUUCAUGGGGAACAAGGGAGGAAAGGGAGCUCCCCUUCUCUUUUAAUUCAUUUGCCUUUGGAAAAAAGGAGAUGCCGGUUUGAGAAAAUACCAGCAGAUUUCCCCCCCCCCACUUUAUCAGAGAGAGGACUUUUGGAAUAUGGCUGUUUAUAUUAUUUAAACUGACACUUUCUUAGAAAACGCACGCCUCUAGUGCAUUUGUUCUUUAUUUUUGUCAUUUUUCUCAACGGUCCCUACGACCCAUCGGCAUUUCUGCUGGUGGAGGCCGUGGUGGUGAAGCCGGGGUAGGCAUGGCGCAGCAGGGAGGCACAGGGGUGGCCCACCAGGACACCCUGGCAGUGCCGCCCAUGCCCAAACACUCCGGCCUGAACGAAGACCUGGUGAAGAUCCUGCGGGAGAACCUGCUGCAGCCGGAGAGGCCGCGGGGACACCGGCGGUCGCCGUCCUCCAUCUCCCCACGCCUUUCUCCACGCAACUCGCCGCGACUGCUCCGCCGCAUGUUGCUCAACAACAACAUUCACAAGCAGAGGCGCUUCACUGUUGCACAUACAUGUUUUGAUGUGGACAAUGGCACGUCAUCAGGUCGAAGCCCCCUGGACCCAAUGGCCAGCCCAGGCUCAGGCCUCAUCCUGCAGGCCAACUUUGUCCACAGCCAGCGGAGAGAGUCGUUCCUCUACCGCUCGGACAGCGACUACGACCUCUCCCCCAAGUCCAUGUCCCGAAACUCCUCCAUUGCCAGUGACAUUCAUGGUGACGAUAUGAUUGUAACGCCAUUUGCACAGGUUCUUGCAAGCUUGAGGACCGUACGGAACAACUUUGGUGCAUUAACCAAUCUACAGCAAGACAGAGCAUCUAAUAAGAGAUCACCCAUCUGUAACCCACCCCCUAUCACCAAGACCACCUUUACAGAGGAGGCCUACCAGAAACUGGCCACCGAGACCCUGGAGGAGCUGGACUGGUGCCUGGACCAGCUGGAGACGCUGCAGACAAGACACUCGGUCAGCGAGAUGGCCUCAAACAAGUUUAAGAGGAUGUUGAAUCGGGAGCUGACUCACCUGUCAGAGAUGAGCCGAUCUGGGAACCAAGUGUCUGAAUUCAUCUCCAGCACGUUUCUCGACAAACAACAUGAGGUGGAGAUGCCGUCCCCGCAGACACAGAAAGAGAAGGAGAAGAAGAACAAGCCCAUGUCUCAGAUCAGCGGAGUGAAAAAACUGCAACACUCUUCCAGCCUCACAAACUCAAACAUCCCUCGCUUCGGCGUCAAGACGGAGACUGAGGAUGAGCUGGCAAAGGAGCUGGAACAUGUGAACAAAUGGGGCCUUAAUGUUUUUAAAAUCUCAGAAUUCUCUGGGAAUCGGCCACUGACAGUAAUGAUGUACACAAUAUUUCAGGAGAGAGACUUGUUAAAAACGUUCAAAAUUCCACUCGACACCUUUAUAACAUACCUGAUGACCUUAGAAGACCAUUAUCAUGCCGAUGUGGCCUACCAUAACAACAUCCAUGCUGCUGACGUCACCCAGUCAACUCACGUGCUGCUAUCCACCCCUGCCCUUGAGGCUGUGUUCACAGACCUUGAGAUCCUCGCUGCCAUCUUCGCCAGUGCAAUUCAUGAUGUGGACCAUCCCGGAGUCUCAAACCAGUUCCUCAUCAACACCAAUUCAGAGCUAGCCUUGAUGUACAAUGACUCAUCAGUGUUGGAGAACCACCACUUAGCAGUUGGUUUCAAGCUACUGCAAGAGGAGAACUGUGACAUCUUCCAAAACUUGACCAAAAAACAGCGACAAUCACUGCGAAAGAUGGUCAUUGACAUUGUGCUAGCAACAGACAUGUCCAAACAUAUGAAUCUGCUGGCUGACCUGAAGACGAUGGUGGAAACAAAGAAAGUGACCAGCUCCGGUGUGUUGCUGCUGGACAAUUACUCCGACAGGAUACAGGUUCUCCAGAACAUGGUCCACUGUGCUGACCUAAGCAACCCCACCAAGCCUCUUCAGCUGUACCGACAGUGGACGGACCGCAUCAUGGAGGAGUUCUUCAGCCAAGGGGACAGAGAGAGGGAGAGGGGGAUGGAGAUCAGCCCCAUGUGUGACAAACACAACGCCUCUGUAGAAAAGAGCCAGGUUGGGUUCAUAGACUAUAUCGUCCACCCCCUGUGGGAGACGUGGGCUGACCUUGUCCAUCCGGACGCACAAGACAUCUUGGACACAUUGGAGGACAAUAGAGAGUGGUACCAAAGCACUAUCCCCCAAAGUCCAUCUCCAGCUUUAGACGAGCCAGAGGACGGCACUCGACCCCCAGGAGCAGACAAGUUCCAGUUUGAGCUGACCUUGGAGGAGGACGGGGAGUCCGACACUGAAAAGGACAGUGGCAGCCAGCCGGAGGAGGAGGAGGAGGAAGAAGAGGAAAACAGCUGUACUGACUCUAAAACACUCUGUACGCAGGACUCCGAAUCAACAGAGAUACCUUUGGACGAACAGGUGGGCGAGGACGAUGAUGAUGACGAUGAAGAGGGGGAUGCAGAAGAGGAGGGGGAGACCCCCUGCUCAGAGCCGUGUGUUGCAGAUGAAGAGGUGGCAGAGGACGAAGAGGAGAAGAAAUCCCCCGACACAUAGCAGUUAUAGACAGCCUUCGAUUAACUGCUCCUCUUAGUAAUGACAGAUUAUUAUUUAUAGAAUAAAUAUUUUUUGAGUUUUGUGAAAUCUGUUUUUUAUACGUCUGUGUUUCCAAAGCGUGCGCUGCUCCUCACCCUGGGUUACUCCUCUCGUCUCCUUUAUUUAGACACGCCCAUUGGUACUACUUCAAGUUUUUUUGCACUCAGGAAGAACUCCCUUUCAUUCCCAUUCGUACUGAAGUGGUGUGUCUUUACUUCCACCUCCUCCUUACAGUCUUUAGUUGUAGACGCGGACGGUCUCCUCAGUGCUGCUCAUACAUCACAUCUGUUUUUGUUUUGUUUUGUUUGGUUUUUUUUGCUUCCGUCUCAGCCUCACCAGAAAGUUCACCUGUGUCUUUAUGUUUUAUGAAGUGCCAAUAACUCCAAAGGGUCAGUUAUUGGUGAGAGUCUCCCUUUUAUUUUUAUAUUUCUCCUUGUUCAUGUUCUCCCCUUCCACAAUAAAUUAGAAAGAAUGUUUUUGCUCAAAACCCGACAGGUCGCUGCAGCACAUUUGGGAGCUUUUUGAACCACAUUUGCCAUGUGGAAGUCUUCCUCCAUAACCUGACUGACAAAAACUAAAAUCCGAACCACCAUGAUGCUGUCCUAAACCUCUAGUUUUUUGUUUUGUUUUGUUUUUUGGUAUUGUAUGUAAGAUUCAGAUAUUUUCUAUUUCUAGAGUUUAAUUUUGCUGUCAGAGAAGUUGAGGAACCUUGUAGAAACGUAGAGGGAGACAUGUGUCAGAUGUAAAGCUUUUGGAAGCUGUUCAAAAGAGCUCCAACAGCAUUUAUACUCCUAUACCACUAUACUUGUAUUCAAUUAGUUCUGUGUCUUAAAAUCUGUAUUUUCUUUUUGGUAACUCUUAUUUUUGGAGAAAAUCUUCUCUGAGAAGGAAGCAGAAACCUGAGGUCUUGUGCUUUGCUUCUCAUGGGAGUCGUUUAUAACCUGGAGUAAGCCCUUAAAUGUUUUUAUUGUUGCCUAUAGUUCUUUUGAACACAUCCUGAGACAAUGCAAUGCUUUGUAGUUAUUACAAAAAGCACCUUUUUUAGAGGUUUGACUAGUGCUCCAAAUGUUUAGAAAUAGUAAUGGUGUUGAAAAUGACUGGGGUGAUUUUAUAACAAAGUAAAGAGAAAUUAGUUUUAUUUUCUUAGCUGUUUGACUUGGUUUAUACAUCGGCACCUGCUGCUUAUCUUUAGCCUUCAGCGAUUCAUUUUUCAUCAGAUUCCUGCCAUUAACUCCAGUUUACUGUCUUUGCUUUCAACAAGACAAUCAGCUGUACAGCAUAAAUAUCAGAUAAGACAAUUCUCUACAUUGAUACAGGUGCAUCUCCGUAAAUUACUGUAUCACUGAAAAGUUCAUUUAUUUCAGCAAUUCACUUCAAAAUGUGAAACAGUAAUGAGCUUAAUGUAUUUAUUUCAGUUUAUUUUGUUGAUUAUUAUAGGAAAAUCCUAACUCAGUUUGUAGAAAAAUCAGCAUACUAAAUUAGAUAAAUAAAAAUAGGAGUAAUAAAUAGAGAAAUGUUAUAUUAAUUUUUACACUAUUGUGGGGAAGCAGACAUCCGGUGAUAUCCACAAGGACGUUAUGCCGCGCUGUGUCGGUUUUAAAUAAGCUGGCUCACCACAGAGAGCCAGAGAGAAUAUUGAUAGAAAAUUCAAGUGGAAGGAAAAACUGCACAAGUCACAGGGAUACAUUUUUGAGAAGCUUGGAUUGGAAUUAACUGUAAAGCAUAUUCAGCUAAAUUAGCUGAAAUUUUGAUUUUAUUUAUUGUUUAAUAAAUCAAAAUGAUUUUUUGAAAAUUAUUUUUAAAUAAUUUUCUUAAUGAUAUUCUAAUUUAUUGAGAUUCCCUUGUAUUCAAAUGCACUAAUACAUUUGCAUACCAUCUCCUUAAAUAUUUUUAACCCAUUCAAACACUGACUCCUUGUUGAAUGCAGGCUUAACGUCAUUGUCUCCUCUUUUACGUUUCAAACUACGUUUUUUUUCUCAUUCUAACUCGAAGCUGUUAUUUAUUGCUAUAUAUUUUUCCAUUUGUUACAGUUGUUUUUGAAAUAUAAAGGUGGUACAGUCGAUAUUUCACUGUAGCAUAGAUAACACAAGCUUGCCAGUUAUUACACCUAAAUUCACUUUUUUCGUUUCCCCUUGUACAAAAAAAGAUAUUUUGGAAAAUAUUAACUAAUUUAAGAAAAAAUAAAAGGUAAAAAAAAAAAUUAAAUACUGCACACUGCUUUUUCAAAGAGGGUCUUGGGUUACUGAUAUGCCAUUUAAGAGAAAAAAUAUUUAACUUUUAUUUUGUGCCAAUGUUUUAUUUUAUUUUAUUCUUUUCAUCCUCACCCAAUGCCCUUACCUGUAAUAAGAAUUUCUGGUUUAUUGCUGUUUACAAACAUAUAUUUAUUGUGCUGUAUAUAAUAUAUAAUUAUUAAUGUUAUUACUAUCAUAAUGCAGUUUGCUGUAAAUGGUUGAUUCUUAUCAUCCCUUUUGGUGAUGGCGUGGCUGUAUUAUGUACCUCUUGUUGAGAGAAUGUUUAUUAACACGAGCUUUGGUGAAAAAAAAAGAAGGAAAGAAUAGAAAAAGCUCCAUCGACUUGUUGCUCACCUGAGAACUAGCUCAGAAAGAAGAGACAGAGAGAGAGGGGAAAGCCAAAUUGUUUUUUUAAAAAAGAAGCUGUUCCUUGGCCCAUGGGCUGUGCCUUAAAAUUUAACACAUCAUACACUUUUUAGCCUUUUUAAUUUUUUUAUUCUCUAGUUCUCCUUUGCUGCAUUUGGUGAAUUGCUUGGCUUUGGUUGGCCUGACGACUUGUGGAGAAAAGAUGCCUUUUUUUUUUUUCAUCAGUCACACUUAGGGGCAGAGGUUUGUUGAGGCGUUCAGGUUAACCACAAGCCAUACAUUCACUGCAUGAGUGAUUGUGGCCUGUAGCUGGAUGUCAAAGACUCGUAUUUUGCUGUAGACCUGGUCUGAACGGCUCACACUGUACUUACGCUCUGCCUCUACACUCAAAAGACAAGACUCAAGCUGUCGAAUGACUCUCUCUAUAUAUAUAUAUAUAUAAAUCCAUAUGUCAGAUUUCUGAUUGAAUCACAGCUUAAAUUUUUACCAAACACUGAAUGGGGCGUUACAGCAGUGUGUAGUUGGUGCUCGACUACGGCCAUCCGAAGCACAGAGGCUUUGGGACACAUCUGCACGUUCAGCCACUGCUGCAUUAAUUCUGGCUGAAACACUUGACGAUGUGUUGCUCAUCCAUGCUCGGCUCACACUUCCACUCACGUGAUCUGCAAUAUCCAGAACCACUGACAUGUUUCUGCCUGGACAGAAGAGGGGUCUGUUAUAUUUCUGUACUGGAGAAAAUGGGUGGGGGGUUGGGGGGACUGCAGCAUUGUCCUGAAAGCGGGACUCUUAUUUUGACACACAUACUGUAGAUUUUAAACAGCCCUGGACCAAUGGAAAUAGUGGGUUCUUUUCUCAUUAUGUGUUCUAUUUUUUUAAGGUGUGCAAGGAAAACACAAACUGUAACUUCAGAAAACAAGAAAUGGUCUUCAGGACAAUUAUUUUUUGGGGUUUUGUCUUUAGAAUGCCAACUUGUCUGGACGUUUCACGGGACAAUUAAAAUGUUAUUUUAAUGGAUUCCUUGUUAAUCGCAGUCUAUUGGAUAGCACUGUAGAUCAUACGACUUUAUCUACAAAACAAACAAAAAAGAAUGAAAAAAGUUUUUAUAUGCAAUGGAAUAAAUAAAAGCAUGGGUUGAU